Messenger RNA from Aspergillus tanneri, 741 nucleotides. RefSeq lists its product as uncharacterized. The transcript has 2 exons. The record is from RefSeq and is a predicted model, not a curated record. Lineage: Eukaryota; Fungi; Ascomycota; Eurotiomycetes; Eurotiales; Aspergillaceae. Gene Ontology annotation, molecular function: lyase activity. Bases 1 to 741 code for a protein of 246 amino acids.
AUGGAAAAAAUUGAUAUCUCAAAAGCCCCGCCGGAGUACCGUCAGAUCCAGGGGAUUGUUAGCAUCCUUCCCAUUGGUUAUGGCGUAAGUUUCAUAAUCUGCUACGGUGCAGUACUGUACCAGGCCUUCAAAGACCGGUCCUAUGGGAUGUCAAUGAUGACUAUCUGCUGUAAUUUCGCUUGGGAGUUAGUGUAUGCUUUUGUACACCGGUCAAAGGACUCUACCCGACAGAUAGUUUUUGUUGUCUGGGCACUCCUCCAGGCGAUUAUCUUGUAUAGUGCGAUAAAAUUCUCCCCCAAUGAAUGGAAGCAUGCUCCUCUAGUGCAGCAGAACAUCCUGCUGAUCUACACAUUGUGCUUUCUGGGUUUUUUUUCCUGGCACCUCGCACUGGCCGCCUACCUUGGGCCCCUGGGCGGCUAUUUUUGGGGCGGCUAUGUUUGCCAGGCAGUUAUGAGCGUUGGAUCGUUGUCGCAGCUUAUUACUCGCGGGAGCACGCGUGGCGCAUCCUCCACCAUAUGGCUUGGGCGGUUUUCGGGAAGUCUCUUUACCUUGGCAAUUAGCGUUGUACAUAUUAAUUACUGGCCGGAGGUAUGGGGAUGGAUGGAUAACCCACUUAUGCGGUGGUUGGCAGUAGCGUUUCUACUUCUUGACGUUACAUACGGCAUCUGCUUUCGACGCAUCUACCAACGGGAACGGACCCUCGAGUAUGCCAAAAAUCACGAAAGGUUGAAGCACACAUGA